Molecule: messenger RNA, 13122 nt
Organism: Lymnaea stagnalis (great pond snail)
Lineage: Eukaryota; Metazoa; Mollusca; Gastropoda; Lymnaeidae
Source: the annotation of a GenBank genome assembly
AUUAGGGAAUAUCUACCAGCCUCCUUUCGGCCACCGGCAACGGACACGAGAGAAGACUUCUGUACGGCACAGAUUAAGACAACUUUUUUUUUACCCGUCGUGUCCGCUCUACAUGUUCAUAAUUUUUUAACACCAGAAACAAAGUCUCAAGUAAGGAUUGGUUAUGUUGUUUGGGCAAACAGUUGAACACCGCUCUAACGUGAUGAUUGGCGUAAAUGAAUAACAAUUCUCAUACUCGCGGGGGUCGUGUUACUGCGUGGUUUUUACUGUAGAUUUUUUGCGUCCUACUGCUUCUCUAUAAAAUAUCUCAGUGCAUUCGAGAAGCCUACCGAAGUAAGAUAACACACAGAUCUACAGUAGCAUAACAGAUGCUGGGUUGCCGAGUGGUCUAUACCGACUUAAUACAUAAAGCUUGUGGUCUGAAGUUGUCCCACCAAAGUCAACAUUCCAAGUAGCCCGGGUGGUGGUGAUUCGCUAGGCUUUGACGGCAUCUCUUCCAAGAGCAAGGCAGCUCAUCUAAGGGAGGCGUGCCCUGAAUUCAAAGCUGGGGCAAAAAUGAUCGUGGGCCCUAAAAUAUCACGCAGUAUUACAGUAGCAAAACACAACACUCGUUCUAACAGUAGCACUGUUUCCUUCCGAAAAGCCUUGGAAACUUCAUAGCUACUUUAACCUAAAAUACAACGCUAAUACCACAAGCAACCAAAUUGUAUGCAAAUAUAUACACCGGCAAUGACCGACAUCAUUUUCUGCAUGCGUAACACAUCGCCAUAAUAGCGUCUGAUACAGUUCGGCGUCGGUCAAGUCAUCAGAGGCGAGCCUCGUGUGCCGGGCAUCACCGGUCAUCACAUCAAGGGCGAGCCACAUUUGCCGGGCAUUACCGGUCACCACAUCAAGGGCGAGCCACAUAGGCCGGGCAUCACUGGUCACCACAUCAAGGGCGAGCCACAUUUGCCGGGCAUCACCGGUCUCCACAAGAAACUCGAGCCUCUUGGUCCGGGCGUCACACGUCAACACAAGUGCACGAGACACAGAUCGAGACAUGAGUACACGUCUUAUGUUAGCCGCUAGUGGAGAUGCUUUUUCUCAUGCAGCCUGUAAGGGGACUGCUCCUAGGUGACUGUUUCAUCACAGCUACGAUGUGACAUAAUUACAAAGUAGAAUCCAUGUGUAGAAAACCUAUUAGAGUGCGGCUUUGGCCACUCCGGGAAGGGAAGGGGUGUUUUAGGGAAGUUAAAGUUUCCAUUCCAGCCCCUAGAGAGUUCGAUCUAUUUCAAUCUGAUAAUAUGAUAUCAAUCCAAAAUGGGGACGGGUACAUUUAAAUGUUGCGUUCCGUACACCGGGAGUAAUGUGGCGUACACCGGGAGUAACAUGUCGUAAACCGGGAUUAGUAUGGCGUACACCGGGAAUAAUGUCGUACGGUGGAAGUAAUAUGGCGUACACCGGGAGUAGUAAAGCGUUCACCGGGAGUAGUAUUGCGUACACCGGGAGUAGUAUGGCGUACACUGGGAGUAGUAUAGCGUUCACCGGGAGUAGUAUUGCGUACACCCGGAGUAGUAUUGCGUACACCGGGAGUAGUAUGGCGUACACUGGGAGUAGUAUAGCGUUCAACGGGAGUAGUAUUGCGUACACCCGGAGUAGUAUUGCGUACACCGGGAGUAGUAUGGCGUACACUGGGAGUAGUAUGGCGUACACCGGGAGUAGUAUGGCGUACACCGGGAGUAGUAUGGCAUACACCGGGAGUAGUAUGGCGUACACCGGGAGUAGUACGGCGUACACCGGAAGUACUAUGGUGAUACCAAACAGUUGCAGUGUUACACUUGUACUGGGAAUACAGAUCGUGUAGUGUAUAGUGCUAUUUAUAAAAUCUAAUCAUAUAUUUCAAAUGCAGCUGACAAUUUAUGAUAAAAUAAUUUGAAAUCCAACGUUUCUGUGUAUAACAGUUUAAAAUAAAUUGCAUGCCCCAGGUUAAGGGCCUCACAUGUCAACUCAUCAAAGGUUCACUUUUAUUCAAGUUUUAGGUAUUUGUAUGGGUCAACAAGCAGCAGACGAUACGAAGCAGUGAAGUGGGCGUAUUUUAUGAGUUGUUGUUCGUCCGUUGAAGAUAGGACCAUCGAGUCGUCCGGUGACUGAUGACUUGCGCUAGUGACUUUUGUUCAAAGUGAGGAAGAGUUGGGUGGCGUCAACCUCACUCUCUCAUCCGGGCCCUCCAUAUCCAGUGGCAAGACUCAACGUCAAGACGACCAUGGAUGGGUACGAUUGCAAAAAUUGUCACUGUAUGCGCCUUACGGGACUCCAACUGCGGGUUUGAAUUCAGAGUUUCCUUCUCUUAGAUGAGUUGCCGACCAAGGUUAACGAGUCUCAUCCACCAGGGGGGGGGGGGAAUUUUUUGUUGGCUUGACAUUUGAAUUGAACUCCAGACCACAAACUUGAGGUUUGCUCAGUCUAGACCAUUCGGCCACCCAGAGUAAGCAAUACAUAAAAUCCAAAUUAUGUUCAACCGGAAAUGUGUUUACGUGUAAUUUAAAACUAUAGAAAUAAUGCAUUAAACAUUUCUCUGAAAAACAAAAAUAACGUUAUGAAAAAGGUGUGAAUAUUUUAUGUGGAUGAUCAUAUCUUUCAAUCCCAUGAUACUUGUAUGGAUGAAUUUAUAAAGCCUAUGAUAUUUCAGGCUUGACAAAUUAGCUUAUGAAUUGCUUAAUAUUUUAGAAGUAAUAGAAUAUAGAAGAUAAACAUUACUAUUAAUCAUUGAUUUUUAGAAACGUAAAUAUUUAUUCCUAUAUGCUUGUUUUUUAAAUGUAUGAUUUUCUCUUUCCUAAAUAUACUUUUAAAGAGCGAGAAAAUGGUCCAAAUAUUUAGGCAUUUAAUUUUCCUUUCUUUUUUUGUUGAUGAUGCAAUAAAUCAAAACUUGAUUCAGUUACAUCCGUAAAAAUUUGAAAUUAAAUGUUGAAAUUUCGCACAAACGUGUAAAUAUGCCUUCAAUUAUUAACCCGGGACGCUUAGUCAUUUUUUCUAUUAUUGUAAUAACAUAAUUAUUUUAAAGUUUUUAUCUGAAUGUAAUCGGUAUGAUGUUGUAUAGAAAAGAUUUCCAUUCAAUGAAUAAUUAUCUAUGUGUUGAUGUAGGCAAGAAAUAACCUGUCAAACAAUGGUGGCGGCAAUGCGUGAAUGUCGCAUCUACUACAUUUGCCAAAAAAAGAAAAUGCGUGCAGCUACGACACAUUUUGAAAAAAAUCUCAAUUAGCGCUUACUUCUUUGAAUUUUAUUUUACUAAAUGUAUUUCCAAUUUGUAAAAAAAACUAAUUAGAUGUAGCAUAUUUAUUUAUAUAUUUCGCCAGUGAAACUAGGGCAAGAAAGACGACGCAGGCUAUAUAUAGAUAUGCCAUAGCAAGCGAGACGCAGGCAAACCCCUACCAUCCCUUCCCUUGCCUCCCUAUCGUUGGUCUCGAGACAUGGGCACUGCGGUAAGGCACUCGCCCCCUCCCCCCUCCUGCACAACCCUCGCCCUCCAGACAUGCACACACCCCAACAAGAUCGCGGCGUAUGCUAAGCCGCGGGUCGGCUAUAUUUAUACAUUUCAUGGGCGUGAAAUAAAUGUGUGCAGUGACGUAUCAUGAAAAAAAGGAGGGGGUGGGGAGGGGUGUACCAAAAUUGGCAUUCUUAAGUGUGCGAAACUUGAGUUCACGUUUUUGUCAAGUAACUUUAGUAGAUGGGAAGUUCACGCAUUACUGUCGCCAAUGUUUGGCGGACUAUAUUUAGAUACGCCAGAGCAAGCAAGACGCAGGCAAACCCUCCCCUCCCUUGCCUGCCCAUCGUUGGUCUCGAGACAUGUGCACUGCAGUGGAGCUACCGCCCCCCCCUCCUGCACCACCCUCGCUUGCCAGCCAUGCGCACACCCCAAGUCUGUAAUUUUUUGCGGGUCGGCUGGUAUUUAUUUAUUUCCUUAUUUAAAUUAUUGAAUUUCUGUUUAAAAAAGCAACAGCAAAAACUUCCUCCUAACAUCUUACUCUUCGCACCACCCUCCUCGAAACAUUCUCCUCACGUCUUACUCUUCGCACCACUCUCCUCGAAACAUCCUCCUCACAUCUUACUCUUCGCACCACCCUCCUCGAAACAUCCUCCUCACAUCUUACUCUUCGCACCACCCUCCUCGAAACAUCCUCCUCACAUCUUACUCUUCGCACCACCCUCCUCGAAACAUCCUCCUCACAUCUUUCUCUUCGCAACACUCUCCUUGAAACAUCCUCCUCACAUCUUACUCUUCGCACCACCCUCCUCGAAACAUCCUCCUCACAUCUUUCUCUUCGCAACACUCUCCUUGAAACAUCCUCCUCACAUCUUACUCUUCGCACCACCCUUCUCGAAACAUCCUCCUCACAUCGCGAUCCUCACAUAGCCCUCCUAACAUCAUCCUCCUAACAUCGCCCUCCUCACAUAGCCCUCCUAACAUCAUCCUCCUAACAUCGCCCUCCUCACAUAGCCCUCCUAACAUCAUCCUCCUAACAUCGCCCUCCUCACAUCGUCCUCCUCACAUCGCCCUCCUCACAUCGUCCUCCUCACAUCGUCCUCCUCACAUCGUCCUCCUAACAUCGUCCUCCUCACAUCGUCCUCCUCACAUCGUCCUCCUAACAUCGUCCUCCUCACAUCGUCCUCCUCACAUCGCCCUCCUCACAUCGUCCUCCUCACAUCGUCCUCCUCACAUCGUCCUCCUAACAUCGCCCUCCUCACAUCGCCCUCCUCACAUCGCCCUCCUCACAUCGUCCUCCUCACAUCGUCCUCCUCACAUCGUCCUCCUAACAUCGUCCUCCUCACAUCGUCCUCCUAACAUCGCCCUCCUCACAUCCUCCUCCUCACAUCAUCCUCCACUCCUCACAUCGCCCUCCUCACAUCGCCCUCCUCACAUCGCCCUCCUCACAUCGUCCUCCUCACAUCGUCCUCCUCACAUCGUCCUCCUCACAUCGUCCUCCUCACAUCGUCCUCCUCACAUCGCCCUCCUCACAUCGUCCUCCUAACAUCAUCCUCCUCACAUCGCCCUCCUCACAUCGUCCUCCUAACAUCAUCCUCCUAACAUCGCCCUCCUCACAUCGUCCUCCUAACAUCAUCCUCCUCACAUCGCCCUCCUCACAUCGUCCUCCUAACAUCAUCCUCCUAACAUCGCCCUCCUCACAUCGUCCUCCUCAUUUUAAGUUUUGUUGAGUUCUUUUGUUGGUUUGUUUUUUUUAAUAUGUUUUAUUAUGUUACAAUGUUUAUACUACAGGUCCUCGUCAUGGGAGAGAACAUCAAGAAACAAAUGGUCAAUACCUUUAAUGGCGUCCCUUGGUUUGGUGAACAAUUAAAAGCGGGCCUCAUUCGAAAAGCCCAAGCCAUGGAACUGCUCAUUGGUUACCCGGACUGGGUCAUUGACCCAGUAACGUUGGACACAAUUUAUCACAACGUAUCGGUCGAUCCUGGUGAAUUGCUCUUCAGCGUUAUGAGUAUCAAGACGGAGACUGGGAGACAAAAAUAUCACCAAAGCCACAGUGAACCUUGCAUGCAAGUAUAAGGGUGGACGAUCGCUUUAAGUUUGAGUAUAACGAAGUAGCUAGAUUAUUCGCAAUGGAAUCAAACGGGUUUGACACGUGAUUAGAGCUUGUCACGAACAUCUUGUCAAAAGACGCAUGAUAUACGUUUUGUCACGACCAUUCUGUCACAUGUCACAUGAUGAUGAUGAUUGAUGACUUUUAAGGCGCUUGUGUCCAUGCUAUUUUAACAUGCUCAGGGCGCUCUGAUGUCCUAGAAUCUAUUUAAAGAUAAGACUUUGACAAGACCAUCCUGCAUAAACAAAGUUUCUUUGUUUUUUUAUGCACGUUCUUAAGAUUGGGUUUGCUCAAAUCUUGCAUCUAACGUUUGACCCACUUUUCUCAUCUCCAAUUUAGCUGAAACAAAUGUCAUUCAGGUCAUGGGCGCACCAAGCUAUUUUAAGUUACAUGACUGCAACAAAUCUAAAAGUAUAGGGUUUGUCAUUCAAUGGCGGAAAUCUAUUAAUAGAACUGAUGUCAUUAUUACUCAUCAACCGGGUACUCAGCGCGGACAAAAUGUCAACACUGUUCAGCAUUACUAUGUUAGCAAAGUGUACUUGAAAUUUGUUUACAACUCUAUUUUACGAAAUAUUUUACAUAUAUUUUUUUACUUCUAUUUUCUGAAAUGCGACUUCAUUGCGCGAACGGCCAAUGUAACAGUAACUCUUGAUACAAGGAUCGUCCGAAAGAUAUGCUGAAACACAUUAUAAGCUGCCAUGUUUUCAGCAAUAUUUUGUCCACCAACCUUCUAAAAAUAGCACGCUAUGACGUUUUCCGGUCUAAGAAAUGACAAAGCCUAUUGGGGGAACCUUCAUUUUAGACUUGCCAGUAUACAUUUUAUGUUGUUUUACAUAUAGUGAUUUUCAAAUAAUAUAAGUUUAUGAUUUAAUGAUUUUUAUCAAAUGUUAUGAUAUCAGAUUUAAAUAUAUUUUUGGAGUUUCCAUAACGUUUCAAAUGCGGGCCGGAGGUUCUUCUUCUAUAUCUUAAGGGCCCACGAUCAAUUUAUUGAUCAUUUUGGCUCCUAUGCAUGUAGAUGGGAUUUGCAAUGUUUCUGUUACUGGUGUUGAUGAGGAAAUCAUGAGAUUCCACAAUAAGGAGUCUCUUUGUUAAAAGCUAAACCCAUACACGAAGCUUCAGGUCACCGCGCAACGUUGGGUAAAUUGGCUUGUGAACUAGAAAUAGGAGUAAACGAUUAGCUCAAAUUAUAAAAAAGAACUGAAACAAAUAAAUAAUAUUUUUAUUUCUUUAGUAGGUACCAGGUACCAGGCCACGAUAUCAAUACGUCCGGAUCCAUAAAUAAAAAAUAAAUUUUAAGUCUCAAAGAACUAUGAAACACAUAGAAUGAGUAAACGAUGGCAGAUCACAAAAACCAAACCACGUGAAGAAAACGUGAAGGAAUAUUUAAAUCGCAUGAUAUCCGUGUGCACUAAGUCAAAGCAUGAGUACGAUCAUUGAUGAGUAGUUACACCAAAAGGAUGAGUAGUUACAAUAAAAGGAAUGAGCAGUUACACCAAAAGGAUGAGUAGUUACACCAAAAGGAUGAGUAGUUACAAUAAAAGGAAUGAGCAGUUACACCAAAAGGAUGAGUAGUUACACCAAAAGGAUGAGUAGUUACACCAAAAGGAUGAGUAGUUACAAUAAAAGGAAUGAGCAGUUACACCAAAAGGAUGAGUAGUUACACCAAAAGGAUGAGUAGUUACACCAAAAGGAUGAGUAGUUACAAUAAAAGGAAUGAGCAGUUACACCAAAAAGAUGAGUAGUUACACCAAAAGGAUGAGUAGUUACACCAAAAGGAUGAGUAGCUACAAUAAAAGGAAUGAGCAGUUACACCAAAAGGAUGAGUAGUUACACCAAAAGGAUGAGUAGUUACACCAAAAGGAUGAGUAGUUACACCAAAAGGAUGAGUAGUUACACCAAAAGGAUAAGUAGUUACACCAAAAGGAUGAGUAGUUACACCAAAAGGAUGAGUAGUUACACCAAAAGGAUGAGUAGUUACACCAAAAGGAUGAGUAGUUACACCAAAAGGAUGAGUAGUUACAAUAAAAGGAAUGAGCAGUUACAGUAAAAGUUGUUACAUCAAAAGAAUGAGUAGGUACAGUAAAACAAUGAGUAGUUACGGUAAAAGAAUGAGUGGUUACGGUAAAACAAUGGGUCGUUACAGUAAAAGAAUGAAUAGUUAAAGUAAAACAAUGAACAUUUACACCAAAAGAAUGAGGUAGUUACACCAAAAGAAUGAGCAGUUACAUCAAAAGAACAACCAUAUUAUAGUUAUACUAAAAGAAUUGGUCUCACCGUUACUCCCAACAUCGAUUCAGUUGAUUAUUUUGGUUGGACUUUUUCAAACUUUUCUCCGUUUGAUCGUUUCCACAGCAACGGGUUGGCUCAACUCCACACAAUUCGGGCGUUUUACUUAGGUAGAGAAAAUAGAGUCAACAUCGCCAGUUCGGUUUUGCAACUACCCUCAUUCAGUUUGCAUUUGCCCACGUGAGUGAAUCUCUAUAAAGCACUGACAUGUUAAAUUUAUAAGAGUCCAUUGUUAUCUUAAAAAAAUAUAAUUUUACUGUCCAUGUUAAACACGGUAUAUGUAAAAAUUGUAGUUUUUGAAACCACACCCAUGCACCCUUUCAACGGGGCACAGCUCAAGCCGCCACGUUUUCCCAGUAGUGAAAAGCAAGAAAUGUUGGACAGCCUCUGUUAGAAAGGGGUCUCUUUACGGAGGAAAAUAACUAAAAUAAUGUCCUUGAAGCGCUGAGUUGUGUUUAUUCUCGUACAUGACACAUUCGCCCCGAUACAAUAUUUCAUUCAGUAUUUUAACUCCAUGGGCCCACGUUCUGGAACCAGCUCCCCUUCCAUAUACGUCAUAGUGAAACCUCGUCAAUUUUCAAAAAGUCCCUUAAAACUCAUCUGUUUAGGUCCGCCUAUGACCUGUGAUGCACCCUCCUUGCCCUACCUCAUUUUCUGUUUCGGUUUAAUCCUGAAGUGUCAAAGUGUCCUCUUUUUAUAGCCAUUUUCAUUGUUUCUAUAGAAUAGUAGUUACUAUCCUAGUGUCUCAUUGUAUUUACUUAGCUUACAUGUUUUAAUAAUUGUAAAGCGCUUAGAGCUUUAUGAUAAGCGCUAUAUAAAAAUGCCUAAAUAAAUAAACUGAAAUAGUUUUCUAAGGUACAUAGAUCCUUUUAACAUUUUUGUGUGCAAAUACGUCAUUAGACCAAUGCAGUAUGGAGGCAUGGGAACAACUCUUGGUCACGAAAUCAUGCACGCCUUUGAUAAUCGGAAUAUUUUCUACGAUGCUAAUUAUAAGCGUGAGCCUAAUUGGCACUCGGCCGCCAAUGAAACCUACAUGAAAGGCGCCAUGUGUCUGAAUGACCACUACAGGCCAUGGUCAUUUGGUAAUAUUCGAGUAAGUAGAUGACAUUGAUAUUGAUUAAAGUAAGUGUAUGAAAAUGAUGUUCAUUUGAAUUUAUGCCAUUAAAAUUCAUGUCCAAGUAAAGAGUAAUUGCAAGAUUUGAUCAUACAAAGUGCAGACUUGUGUGUCCUUGAUUACAAAAAAAAAAUAAUUCGAUGUAUCUUUAAAUACAUUUUCUUUUUAAAUGCUAAAGACCAACGGCUUAUCAAGCGUACAUGAGGACAUAUGUGAUAAUGAGGGUGUCAAACUGGCUUACAAGGCAUAUAAGGCGUUAGGGGAACUAAACGAACGACGUCUUCCUGGCCUGAACCUCACAGAUGACCAGAUGUUUUUCACGGCGUUUGGCCAGGUACGUUUAAAACUGAACUGGCAUGUACAUAUGUCAAGGUCGUCCAUCUUGUCGGACACAUACCAUGAGGAAAUUACUUUUAAAAAAAAUAAUUAAAAGAUAGCGACCUUGUAACUAUUUACGGCAAUUUUUUUCUCAAUUAUAACCAAAAAACAUAAUUGCUUGUUUAUAGACACCGCGAAUUAGACCCAUUGAAUAAAUAUGUUUGCACAUAUCGUAUGCUUAUUUUUCAGAUAGACUCACUCGAUAUACUUGAUUAAAAUUGUCUAAAUUACUGCCACGUUGUUUAAAUUACUGCUACAUUGUCUUAAAUACUGCAAUAUUGUCUAAAUUACUGCUACACUGUCUAAAUUACUGCUACAUUGUCUAAAUUACUUCUACAUGGACUUAAUUUCUACUAUAUUGACUGAUCAAAAACAUUUACUUCAUUUAAAGAGUUUUUUAAAAAAUGUUUUCAUUUAAAUCUCACAAAUUUACUGCUUCAUUUGCUAUAUUCCAACAGAAAUACUGCGAACUCGACUUGAAUGGUAUACCAUGGGCAGGACCAACCCACAAUCACCCGAGAAUCAGGUGGGUAUUGAUAUUGUGUGUUAUUUGUGUGUUCUUUUAUUUAGCAGAGGCAAAUUCCAAAUACAAUAUCUCUAAAACUGCAGUGCUGGGAAACAUUGUAUGUCACCGCAUGUUGUCUAGUUAAUUGGUGACUCUGGUAACGGCAGUUUGUCACUGGGAUAGGUACACUCUGUCAUGGCAACUUGUCUAAUGGAUCUGUACACUCUGUCAUGGCACGUUGUCUAGUGGUAUGGUGCUCUCUGUCAUGGCAUGUUGUCUAGUGGGCUGGUACCCUGUGUCAUGGCACGUUGUCUAAUGGGUUAGUGUCCUCUAUCAUGGCAUGUUCUCUAGUGUGUUGGUGCCCUCUGUCCUGGCACGCUUUGUAGUGGAGUGUUACAAUCUGUCAUGUCACGUUGUCUAGUGGAUUAGUACCCUCUGUCAUGGCAUGUUGUCUAGUGGGUUGGUACAAUCUCUCAUGGCACGCUGUCUAGUGGUUGGUGCCCUCUUUUAUGACACGUUAUCUAGUGGGUAGUGCCCUCUGUCAUGGCAACUUGUCUCAUGGAUUUUCACAAUCUGUCAUGGCACGUUUUCUAAUGGGUUUGUGCCCUCUGUCAUGGCACGCUGUCUAGUGGAUUGGUACCCUCUGUCAUGGCAUGUUGUUUAGUGGGUUGGUACAAUCUCUCAUGGCACGCUGUCUAGUGGUUUGUGCCCUCUUUCAUGGCACGUUAUCUAGUGGGUUGGUGCCCUCUGUCAUGGCAACUUGUCUCGUGGAUUUUCACAAUCUGUCAUGGCAUGUUUUCUAAUGGGUUUGUGCCCUCUGUCAUGGCACUUUGCCUAGUGGGUUGGUGCCCCCUGUCAUGGCAACUUGUCUGGUGGGUUGGUAGACUCUGUCAAGCCAUUUUGUAUAGUGGGUUGGUACCCUCUGUAAUGGCACGGUGUCUAGUCGUUUGGUGCCCUCUGUCUUGGCAAGUUGUCUUGUGGAUUGGUGCCCUCUUUCAAGGCCCGUUUUCUAGUGGGUUCGUGCCCUCAGUCAUGGCACGUUGUCUAUUGGUUUGGUGCCCUCUGUCAUUGCAUGUUGUCUAAUGGGUUGGUGCCCUCUGUCAUGGAACGCUGUCUAGUGGAUUGGUACCCUAUGUCAUGGGAUGUUGUCUAGUGGGUUGGUACCCUCUGUCUUGGCACGUUGUCUAGUGGGUUGGUGCCCUCUUUCAUGGCACGUUGUCUAGUUGGUUGGUACAAUCUGCCAUGGCACGUUGUCUAGUGGAUUGGUACAAUCUGUCAUGGCACGUUGUCUAGAUGGCUGGUACAAUCCGUCAUGGCACGUUGUCUAGUGGGUUAGUACCCUCUGUCAUGGCACGUUGUCUAGUGGGUUGGUACAAUCUGUCAUGGCACGUUGUCUAGUGCAUUGGUACAAUCUGUCAAGGCACGUUAUCUAGAGGUUUGGUACAAUCUGUCAUGGCACGUUGUCUAGUGGGUUAGUACCCUUUGUCAUGGCACGUUGUCUAUUGGUUUGGUGCCCUCUGUCAUUGCAUGUUGUCUAGUGGGUUGGUGCCUUCUGUCAUGGCAUUUUGUCUAGUGUGUUGGUACAAUCUGUCAUGGCAUGUUGUCUAGUGGAUUGGUACAAUCUGUCAUGGCAUGUUGUCUAGUGGAUUGGUACAAUCUGUCAUGGCAUGUUGUCUAGAGGAUUGGUACAAUCUGUCAUGGCAUGUUUACUAGUGGAUUGGUACAAUCUGUCAUGGCAUGUUGUCUAGUGGAUUGGUACAAUUUGUCAUGGCAUGUUGUCUAGUAGAUUGGUACAAUCUGUCAUGGCAUGUUGUCUAGUGGAUAUGUCCCAUCUACUCAUGAGUGUAUGUGUGACAUCAGGUGACAGCAGAUCGUAUUAGCAGUUUGUAAACUCUUUCAUGACAUUAUUAUUAAUGGAUUGAUCCCAUCUGCUCACGGCAGGUUGUCACGGGGAUAAGGACAGACUGUCAUGGUUCAGUGUUUAACAUCCCCCAUUCCCCCAAUCUACUAAGAACACCCUGUCAAAUUCUCUUAACUAGACCACGGUAUCAAUUAUCGCAAUGCAAUAAAUUUAGCUUUAAAAUUAUAUUCCUUCCAUUUUCCUAAUCUUUUAAACCCAACUUGCAGGUAGUACACUUAAUACAAACUUUCUUCUAAAUCAACUUUUUGGAAAUUUAUUAUAAGCGUAUUAAAAAAAUAUUUUAAAUGAUGGAUAAAAUUUACCCGGAAGUGCCAAACCCUUCCAGAAUUUUUGAAACCCUAGCAGGGUGUUCUAAACCUACACGGCCGAUCAAAACCAUGCCUAUAUGAUCAAAACAAUGCAUGGAUGGUGAAAAAAAAAACCUGCAUGUAUCAAACACUAACUCGAAUUUCUAAACCUUACCUAGAUAACCAAACGCUAAUUGGAUGUCCCAAACACGACAGAGAAUACGUUCUGUAUUUCUAAAGAUCCUUUUGCAAAGGUUUACCUGCAUUUUAAAGAAACCUAAAAACACGAAAAGCUGAGAUAUUUACAUUUAAAAUCCUAUAGCUUUUAAGCGUAUCUACGCUUACACGCACCAGUCCCUAAACUAUUGACAGUUGUCAAUGUCACUGAAUCGUUUUAUUUAAAAAAGUGUAUUUUUUUAAUUGUAUGAAGACAACGAUGUCAUCUUAUAACAUUGUUUCAAAAAAAUUUUUGAAAUGGAUCUAUUUACCAUGUUAAUUAUGGCAUCUUUAAUAUUUAACAAUUAACUCUGUGUUAAUAAUUUUAUUUUGACUAUUUAAAUAUUACAUCUGUUAUUCAAUGAAUCUUUUUCAAAGAGUGUGGGGUGUUGCAUCAAACAGUGAGGAGUUCGCCAAGGCAUUUAACUGUCCAAAAAACUCACCGAUGAACCCAGUGAAAAAGUGCACAGUAUUUUAAAGUGGACGUUGUCGUCCAGCGGUGCAUACGUCAUGUUGGGAGAUUAGACCACAGGUGAAUCUGAAAACGCUGAAUUUUCAGACUAGUGGUGCAUACAAGUUUGAAAUUGAGACCAUCAGUGUAUACAUCAGGUUGGAAAUUUAGACCAUCAGUGCAUAUACCAAUUUGUCACUUUAAAAACUUCGGUGUACACAACAAAUUGACAAUUUAGACCAUCGAUGCAUACAACAAGCUGCCACAUUCACAUCCAAUUACGAUAGAAAAUGUUCUUUGAUUGGUAAGAUCUUAAAUAUUUUAAUUUUAUUAUUAUAGGUUUAGGCAAAGAAUGCAUUUAUAAAUGAGAAAAUUAAUCCAACCUAAAAUCUUU